AUCGAAAAUCGCAUUCCAACUAUUACUUUCGGUGUAGUAGCAUUGAACUUGGUUGAGUGCGUCGUUGUGAAUUCAGGAGACAAAUAUUUAAUAUAAAAAUGAAUCUUUUGUUAUACGGAUGUCUUUAUACCUUAAUUUGCGCCUGGCCCGCGGAAACGUUCAGUGUAGUGAAAAAAGUUCAGGAGUUACAUGCAAAGCAUUAUGAAUUCCCGGACUCAGAUGGUGCAUCCAACGACUGGAUAUUCAACGGAGAGAAUGGAUUCGAUAGCAAUGGAGUGCAGUUGAAGCCCGAUGACCCAAAAACCAAAGUUCGAACGGAACAAUCGAAUCGUAUGAAAAUGUAUAUGGACAUGUUGGCAGACCCGUGUGAAGAUUUUUAUCAGUACGCGUGUGGAAACUGGGAAAAGAACCACCCGAUCCCCGAUGAUCAGUUCGAGUACAAUAUGUUCUCUUUGCUCCAGGAAAACUUGUACAAAUCACUGAAGACGCUACUAUUAGAAAAACCAAGUGGGGUUUUGGAUUCAAAUAAUGAGCCGAUCGCUGAAGAUAAGGCCAGACACUUUUACGCGGCAUGCUUAGAUAGUGAAAUGAGGGAGAAACAUGGCGCGAAACCACUUUUAGAUUUUCUGAAGCAACAAGGAAACUGGGCAGUGUUGGAACCCAAUUGGAAUGGCCAAGACUUUGAUUGGAUGGAACUGACUGCACGCCUGGCGAAGUAUAUGCCCAACAGCCUCAUUCGUACAUCAGUGGAUGGAGAUUUGAAGAACUCUGCCCGUAAUAUAAUCUACUUAGAUGAGCCGACUUUAAGUCUGCCCCGUCGAGAUAUUUAUUUGAAGUCACCUAACUCUACUUAUAUGGUUGCGUAUAAGCAACUCAUUACGGAAAUUAUUCAGCUUCUAGGAGCUAGUGAAGAACUGGCAGUCGAAAGUGCUAAUCGAAUCGUAGAAUUUGAGCGCGAACUAGCUAAAAUUAAAAGUGAACAACAAGACCGUAUGGAACUGGAGGAACUCUACAACAGCAUGAGAGUCUCGGAUUUGAUCGCGAAUUACCCAAAUAUCGAUUGGAUGAAAUAUUUCGGAAUUGUUUAUGGCCCAAACAUUACAAAAUCCACAACAAUUGUUCUGCUAUCGAGGGGAUAUAUGAAGCAGCUUCCAGAUUUGCUUGCCAAAGCAGAGAAUAAAACUAUUGCCAGUUAUAUAAUGUGGCGCUAUGUCAAAGAAUUGAGUGAAGACUUAGAUAGUAGAUUCGAAAAAGUGCACGCAAAAUUUACACAACAAUUAACAGGCCAAGCGGACACUUUACCAAAAUGGAAAACUUGCAUUCAGUACACAAACCUCAUGAUGGGUAUGGCAGUAGGUGCUAUGUUUGUUAAACGCCAUUUCGAUGAAACCAGCAAAGCAGAUGUAAUACAACUGACCCGAGAAUUGCAGCAAUCCUUUCGUGAUGCUCUGAGGGAAAAUACUUGGAUUGAUCAGGAGACGCGAGCCAAAGCCGAGGAGAAGGCCAAUGAAAUCGGUUUAGCUGUCGGAUAUCCAGAUGAUAUCCUUUCAUCGGAGAAAUUGAAUGAACGAUAUCGUGGUCUAAUCAUCAGCCCCACCAAUUAUUUCGAUAACUCAAUAAAUCUAGCAAUCUAUGAUACUCAAAAGUACAUCGAGAACCUAAACAAACCUGUCGAUCGUCAAGAGUGGGCUGGGUAUCCUGCCGUGAUAAACGCAUACUUUGAGCAAAGCAAUAAUCGAAUUAUUAUUCCAGCUGGGAUUCUUCAACCCCCAAUAUAUAAUGAAUACUUCCCAAAAGCCUUGAAUUAUGGCGGAAUUGGAAUAUUUGUUGGUCAUGAGCUGACUCACGGAUUCGAUGACACCGGUAGGAAUUUUGAUAAGAAGGGCGAUAUGAAACAAUGGUGGACCGAAAACUCCAUAGAUGCAUUCAAGAAACAAGGUGAAUGCUUCGCCGAACAGUACAGUAAUUACUCAAUGCAUGGUAAAAACAUAAAUGGCUUAAUAUCGAAAGGCGAAAAUAUAGCGGAUAAUGGCGGACUCCGACAAGCAUAUCAGGCAUACAAUAAAUGGUUGGAAGCACAUCCCGACGAAAUAGAGAAUGAAUUUCUACCUGGAUUAAAUAUAACCGGAAAGAAGUUGUUCUAUCUAGGAUUCGCACAAGUCUGGUGUGGAACAAUACGCCCCGAAGCUGUUGAUAAUAAACUGGAAACGGAUUCACAUAGCCCUGGAAAAUAUCGUGUAUUGGGGAGCUUAAGAAAUUUCGAAGAGUUUUCCAAGGAGUUCAAGUGCCACGAAGGAACUGCAAUGAAUCAAAAGCAUAGAUGUAAAUUAUGGUAGAUUUUAUAUAUUAAUUUAAGCAUAAUUCUAGAUGCAUGAAUAGAAAUCUACAAUAAAGUUAUUGGA
Molecule: messenger RNA, 2402 nt
Organism: Hermetia illucens (black soldier fly)
Lineage: Eukaryota; Metazoa; Arthropoda; Insecta; Diptera; Stratiomyidae
Product: neprilysin-4-like
Exons: 1
Coding region: 99-2336 (745 amino acids)
Biological process (GO): protein processing
Cellular component (GO): plasma membrane
Molecular function (GO): metalloendopeptidase activity
Source: RefSeq, a predicted model, not a curated record